Acanthoscelides obtectus is the source of this 924-nucleotide messenger RNA. NCBI's taxonomy places the organism in Eukaryota, Metazoa, Arthropoda, Insecta, Coleoptera, Chrysomelidae. The record is from the annotation of a GenBank genome assembly.
AUGGUUACAGUGAGAUCACGACGUAAUGCGGAAGUAGAAAAGCCCGACGUUGUUGCUGACUAUAAUACAUGCAAAGCAUUUAUCGAUUUAUCGGAUCAGAUCAAAUCAUAUUCCUCAGCUUUGAGAAAAGGGAUAAAAUGGUAUAGAAAAAUUGCCGUGGAAUUGAUUCUAGGAUCGGCCAUGGUAAAUGCAUAUAUCCUGUUCAAAGCAGUAACUGGACAAAAAAUGACUAUAACAACAUUCAGAGAAGAAGUUGCUUCAUGCCUUCUAAAUUUCCCACAAGAACACCAGAACGAGCAAGAAGAUACGCAAGCAAAUCAAAUAAAACAUAUUUUAGAAGAUGUCAACACUUCUAAUAGGCGAAGAUGUUGCAUUUGCUACUGUAAAAUAUCAAAAGAAAAGGGAAGAACCGUGGCAGCCAAAACCACUGCACAAACUAGAUGGAAAUACCGUAAAGACAAAGAUGGAAUCUACCGCUUGCAAACGGUUCGAUACGAGAGUCUUGAAGUCACUGAAGAGAUGAUUAGGAGUGAGUCGAUGCAAAAAAGUGAUGGCGCGUCGCUUGGUUCUGAUGAUAAGAAGGAUUACUGUAUAUCUGUCUCGUGCAGUAACGAAGCCUUCGCGUCAGGCGAAGAUAUUAUAAUUAUGAUCACGGAUGUUGACGAACAAGGAAAUAUUAUUCAGACGAAGAUGGUGGAAUCUGGUACCGUUGUAGAGGAAAAAAUCCUGCUGAAAAGUCCGGUGGUUGGGCUUCAAAUUUGGACGAAUCGGAUGAUGAGCCACCGACCUGAUCCAGAUGGAUUAACUAAUCUGAGAAAUGUCUAUCACUGUUUGUUUCUGUGUUCAAUUGAUUAUAUCUUCGUUUGUUACAUACAUGAUUUAAUACAUAUUUCUAUUGAAGAUAGUUGUGAUUUUUUCAAAUAG